This is a messenger RNA of Struthio camelus australis, 4863 nucleotides long. RefSeq names its product cleavage stimulation factor subunit 1 (gene CSTF1). NCBI's taxonomy places the organism in Eukaryota, Metazoa, Chordata, Aves, Struthioniformes, Struthionidae. Gene Ontology annotation, molecular function: protein binding; RNA binding. The record is from RefSeq and is a predicted model, not a curated record. Gene Ontology annotation, cellular component: mRNA cleavage stimulating factor complex. Gene Ontology annotation, biological process: mRNA 3'-end processing.
GUGAGCUCUUGAGGACGAGCGCGAAGGGGACACUCGCCACCGCACAGCCCGCGAGGUGACGCCUGGCCAGAGGUACCCUCACCAGCCAGCAGACACGCGUGAAGGGGAAAGCAGACCGUCGUGUUACACCAGUGGUGACGUGCGGUUGCUGGCAGCUUCCAAAGCCCGGCAGGUAUUGAAGAGACACAGAGCGGCAGCGGUACAGCGGUGACAGUGGAGGAUCAGUGCAGUUUGUGAGCGCAAGCGUAACAGGAGCUUGGGGCUGUUGUGUUGUCUCAGUGGCCAGCUGCCCAAGUGGUCCUACUCACACCUGUGAGGAGGACCCAGGCCACUGAGUGGCAAGCGACAGCCAAAACCAGUUUGAGUCCGUUGAGCCUCUGAAGAAGCGUGAUUGAAGACAACUCUUACUGGCUGUGCAGCGUUGAGAACAAGCGCAAAGGCGAGUCUGGUGUGUCGGCUCUUACAAGUGAUACAGGAUAGGUAAAAAGAAGAUGUCAGGUCGUCGCGUUGCUGCAGCAUGUGAUAGACGACAGCUCCCACGGGGCAUGGGUAGCAUGGCAUCCCCCCUCCUUGACCCGCGUCCACUUCGACUUCCGUUUCUUGAGGCUGACAGUCGCCUCCAAUCGAUUUGCGGGCGCUCGAUGCAGCAGCCUUCGCGGAGGAGCAUUCUUCGCUCUCGGCCGCCGCCGCCACCUCCUCCCCUGCCGCCGCCGCCGCCAAUCGAUGCGCUCAGGGCUCCGGUCGCCAUUUUAGGGGGAGAGCGAGGGAGGCAGAAGGAAGGGUCGGCCCCUCCAAGGCAUUCCUUGCUAACAAUGUAUAGAACAAAAGUCAGCUUGAAAGAUCGUCAGCAACUUUAUAAACUAAUCAUUAGUCAGCUGCUAUAUGAUGGGUACAUAAAUAUUGCCAAUGGCUUGAUAAAUGAGAUAAAACCGCAAUCAGUCUGUGCACCAUCUGAGCAACUGCUGCACCUAAUUAAAUUAGGAAUGGAGAACGAUGACAGUGCUGUUCAAUAUGCAAUUGGGCGGUCCGAUACAGUAGCUCCAGGCACAGGAAUUGACUUAGAAUUUGAUGCAGAUGUACAGACCAUGUCUCCUGAGGCUUCUGAAUACGAAACUUGUUAUGUCACGUCUCAUAAAGGACCAUGUCGUGUAGCUACAUAUAGCAGAGAUGGACAGUUAAUAGCUACAGGAUCAGCUGAUGCCUCAAUAAAAAUUCUUGAUACAGAGAGAAUGUUGGCCAAAAGUGCUAUGCCUAUUGAGGUCAUGAUGAACGAGACAGCACAGCAGAACAUGGAAAAUCACCCUGUUAUUCGAACUCUAUAUGAUCAUGUGGAUGAAGUUACGUGUUUAGCUUUUCAUCCAACAGAACAGAUUCUAGCAUCUGGUUCAAGGGACUACACGCUUAAAUUGUUUGACUAUUCAAAGCCUUCUGCCAAAAGAGCCUUCAAAUACAUACAGGAGGCAGAGAUGUUACGCUCAAUCUCUUUUCAUCCUUCUGGAGAUUUCAUACUUGUUGGUACCCAGCACCCUACCUUACGCCUUUAUGAUAUCAAUACUUUUCAGUGUUUUGUGUCUUGCAAUCCUCAAGAUCAGCAUACUGAUGCUAUAUGUUCAGUAAACUACAACGCAAGUGCGAACAUGUACGUGACAGGAAGCAAGGAUGGAUGCAUCAAACUGUGGGAUGGUGUUUCAAAUCGCUGUAUCACUACUUUUGAGAAGGCACAUGAUGGAGCUGAAGUCUGUUCUGCUAUUUUUUCCAAAAAUUCAAAAUAUAUCUUGUCAAGUGGAAAAGACUCUGUAGCUAAACUGUGGGAGAUAUCCACUGGUCGAACCCUGGUCAAAUAUACAGGAGCUGGUUUGAGUGGACGACAAGUACAUAGGACACAGGCUGUCUUCAACCAUACAGAGGACUAUGUGCUGCUUCCAGAUGAAAGGACCAUAAGUCUCUGCUGCUGGGAUUCAAGAACUGCUGAACGGAGAAAUCUUCUUUCUCUUGGGCACAACAGCAUCGUCCGUUGUAUUGUUCACUCUCCUACCAACCCUGGUUUCAUGACCUGCAGUGAUGACUACAGAGCUAGAUUUUGGUACAGAAGGUCAACCACAGACUAAAGACACCUUUAUGAAACAGUGAUUAUCCAGAUUCAUUAUAUCAUCUUGUAUUGAUUGUACUGCCAACAGAUGCCUAGAUGAGAGCCAUGCUGUGUCUGUUUUUUAAUUCUGUCAAAUGCGACAGAAAAAUACCAGAAUACUGAGACUUGAGUUUUCGCCCCACACUAAUUUUUUUUAUUAGUGUGCGUAUGGCAUUAAUUUUUUUUAAGUCAUCUCUAGUUGUACUCAAGGGAGGGGAAGGGGGAAUAAAAUGAUCCUUGCAAGAAGGAUUAAACUUGUUCUCCUAUCUCUAAAUCCUGUGAAAGAUAAUGUGACUGAAUCUUGCUCAAACUGGGCAGAAUGAGCCAGUUUUGCUCUGCAUUGUAUCUGUGCAAUCCCACUGAGGUCUGUUUAAAGAAUGGAUUACACAAGUAACAGCAGAACUUGGCAAAUACUUUAAUGAAGCCUUAAGCUGCCUUCAGUUCUGAUUCAUGCUUUGUAAAGCUCUAUUUUGUAUCUUUUUAGUCUGUUUUUUGGUGGGGUUUUUGUUUUUUGUUUUGUUUUUUAAUUGGCUAAGUGGACCUUCAAUUCUGAGCCAGUCUUGUGCCACAAGAAUUUGAAACACAAUUUUAAAUGGUUUAGAUGAAUUCCAGAAAUGGUGUUCUAGUUCUGAUAUUAAAGCUCAGACCUGAAAUCUUGUCUUUCAUUUGAAUUUAUCUUAACAAGUGCAACUUCAAAGGAAGCUCACGGUAUUUUCAAGGAAUAGCCACACUGCAACUGUAAAAGGCUGGUGUGGCAGUGCCGCGCCGUGUGAAGAUGACAAGAAUAGUUUUGCCAUAGAGACCUACAGUAUCCCCGCAAAGAAAUAAAUUGUUGCGCGUUUUGAUUUUUGUGUAUGUACCUCAGCAAUGUCAUUUCAUUUUAUUUAGAAAUUUUUAUUCUGUAGUUGCUCUGUAUUCAAGAGCACUUGAAUGACAUUCUUUUUUUGAUUCAAAAAUCCAAAACAGUUCUAUUUAUUUGUAAUAGUCCAAGUUUCCCAGACAUCAUAUUCAGCAGAUGUACAGAUUAAGAUCCUCUGUGCUUAAGCCUUCUGUAAAUUUGAAAAUUCACUACUGCUCACAGAUUAUCUUGCCUGUGCUAGGCUUCAAAUAUGUUCUUUCAAGCAUUCGGUCUGUGGCUCCAGUGAUACAGUACUCCUGGGCUUCACAGUUGGGAGACUUUCUUCGGUCACAAGCUCAGCACUUGCUUUCGUUAGUAUUUUCAAAUAUUAGAUUGUUCUUACUGAUGAAUUAACUUUCCAUUGUCACUGAUGAAGUAUCUUGUCAAGGGCUGAAAAGGGUAAGGUUUUGUCUGUAUUUAAAUAAAAUUACCUUUUAAAAAGUUAUUUAAUAUACAAAGAAGGAAUUGUAUUAGUUUUCUAUAUAACAAAAGGCAAGCGAAUUAAAUAUCGGAAGGAUCUCUUUUGGGAAUGUGUUAUAGCUUGAUGAGUCGGUCUGUUGCAUUGCAUGUGAACCUGAAAUAACUAGAGUUACGGUUUGGAAUGUAAAUGUUCUUGUUUUGUUUUUUUCAGGUAGAGAAUGCAGUUUAAUUUUCUCUUAAUUUGUUCUGCACAGCAAUAACUUUUCCUUAGAAAUCUUCUUCCCUGCCUCCCUCCCUUCCCCUGUUGUUUCCCUGCCUGCCAAAUUUUUAGAAGUGUGGGAGAGAAGAGAUAGUGGUUUAUGUGGCUUUUCUGGUAGAGAAGGAAGGAGAGCAGGGAGAGGCAGGGCUUUGUGGGAGGGAAAAGGGAAGUCCUGCAACACGGUUAUUAAUGCCUGGUGAAUUAGCUCAGUAAUCCCAGACCUCUAGUAGAGUCAGCCUGCUAAAUUGAUAGCAGUGGUAGUUUUUACUAGGCUCCUGCCUUCUUUUCUUCUUUAAUUCUGUUAAAGACGCUGCCCAUAGGUAACUCAUUUGCUACUGUUACCUGGACUUGUUUAUUUUUAAAAUAUAACUUGGAGGUUUAUUUAUUAAAUGACUGCUGUAACUGAUAAGAUAGCAACCUACUAGCUUUCACCUCGUGCUUUCUUAGGUCUACGGUCUUUUAACUUGUAACAUAAAAGUAGAAGCUUGUUCCUUAAAGCAAAAACAUACUGAAGUGAACCCUUUUCUUUUCAUAUUGUGUAUCGUGUUGGUUGAGGCCAGGGGCUUCGGUCUGGGGAGGGAAUUGUUCAAGGAAAUAAAGACAGGAAAAUACUUACAUGGGAUAAGUAAGUUGAUAAUGCAAUCACAGAGUAAAAUACUUUCGGAGCGCAAAAUCCCGGUGGCGUUAUGUGAUGCCUGGAGGUGAUUGAUCUGGGAUGAGAAUGAGAAGACAAGUUUGCUAUAUAAAAAGACAGUGUUCAGAGCAAGCAUGCUUUGGAAGUACUGUGAAGCGGAGCUACAGCUGCAUCUUGAAGAACACACCUAGUCUUUUUGUUAGAUCUGCACUUGAUUGAAGGGGAACUUGUCUUUCAGUGUACAAAUCUGGAGGAAUCUACAUACAUGUUCUUUAUGUGAUAGAUAAGACUUACUGGUCAGAGAGGCUUCACACCUAGAAGCUAUAUUUGAUGCUCUUGGCAUGUAGAUGGCUACAGGUGUCACCAGUGGUUAGGGAAGAGAGGGAUGCAGAAAUCUGAGAUGAAUGGGAGCAAGAAGGGGCUGAUGAAUGGGAGCAAGAAGGGGCUGCUGUUUUCCUUCUCAUAUCUUAUCUUCCCGACUAUAAGGGGACUAGAAGACUGAAGCCAUGUAUGAAGUCAAGAGA